CGACCGGGCCAAUUGCUGCUGCUGCCGACUCCGCCGUCCUGAUUCUUCUGCCCUCCUCUCUCGGAUUUUGCCUUAAUGAAGCGGAUACCCAUACAAAGAUGCGCCUCGCAACUGCUGGGUGCGCCCUCGCCACGCCGGCCCUCGUGUCCAUAUACUGCGGCGAAGAAUGUACGGAGAAGCGUCAUACCUCAUAGCCACCGGAUACAGGCUAGGCUCCAGAGCACAGCAGCAGUCCCAGACGACGGGGCGUUGGAACUCGAGAUUGCAGCAAACGCUGGCACACCAUCGACACACAAGUCAAGAAAGCAGUCACGGCAGCUUGAGAGCCUGCCCUCCCCACAUCCCAAAGCCGCCGAGCGUUCGACCAAACUACACGCCCUGCGAAGUCGACUGUCCCUCCCGCCUCGCUUCCCCCUCCAAACCCUCGCACGAACCCUCGUACACCCCUCCGCCGACCCCAACCCCGCCUUCAAUAAUGCCUCACUAUCCAUACUCGGACGCCAGCUGCUUGGCUACUACACCUCCGAGUGGCUUCUGUGCAACUAUCCCCGUCUGCCAACAGACGUCGUCUUCGCUGCAGUAGAGGCCUACAUUGGCCCGAGAGCCCUCACCACAAUUGCAAGCGAAUGGGGCAUUGAGGCCGCCGACGAACCGGGUGGUGAGGUCGAUCCCGGCCUACUACAAUUCAAAAGAAUACCGUCGGGUGAUGAUCUGCCACCCGAGUUGAGACGACAGGCACCCUGGAAGUGGAAUGUCACUACCACCCACAAGAUCAUGAAAACCGACGAAUUUGGCUCCAACAAUGCCGCACCGAGCCCACACGCGCUACAGAGCACACCAGUGCCAUUGGAAGAGGCCGCUUCAUCCUUUGUUCGAGCACUCAUCGGUGCCAUGCACGUACACAUUGGCUCUCCGCUCGUCAAGCGGUUUUUCCGUGACCACUUCCUCAGCCGACAUCUCGAUAUCAGCACAAUCUUCGACUUCCGGAUGCCCACUCGCGACCUUUCACGGUUAUGUGCGCGGGAAGGCUUCGAAGCACCCGUCGCCCGAUUAAUUUCAGAAACCGGUCGUUUGAGCAGACAUCCCGUCUUCGUGGUUGGCGUAUACAGUGGAAAGGAUAAGCUAGGAGAGGGGUCAGGCAGCUCAUUAGACGAGGCCCGGACACGGGCAGCGGCAGCAGCAUUAAAGGCAUGGUACCUCUACAAGCCAGUCGAAGUCACCGUCCCAAGCAGCAUGGAGGGCGAGUUGGAUACGAGCAAGUGGCGGCCGAACCACAUCGACCACGGAGAGGUUAUUGUGUAAGAUAUACGGCAUUAACCACACUUUGGAGUUGUAGAGCAUCUACUUUGGACAUGGAUGGCAUGGACGCACAGCAUACUCUUCGCUUGUACAAAUUAAGAAUAGUCGAGGGAGGGGAGAAAAAGAACUGUGUCGGAAGAAGGCCGGAGAGGAGGGGAAGAUUUACGCCACGUUAUGCCACGUUGAGGGUUCAAGGCCGGCGCACCCAGCAGCAGUGCGCAUGUAUCAUAUGUGACAUGAGGAUACCACGAUGAUCCGCAAUGUGUACAAUAUAAGACGAAAUGUUGCAUCACAAUACCCAGUACCUGUC
Alternaria alternata is the source of this 1609-nucleotide messenger RNA. Its product is annotated as ribonuclease III. The record is from RefSeq and is a predicted model, not a curated record. Lineage: Eukaryota; Fungi; Ascomycota; Dothideomycetes; Pleosporales; Pleosporaceae. Gene Ontology annotation, cellular component: nucleus. Gene Ontology annotation, molecular function: ribonuclease III activity; double-stranded RNA binding. Gene Ontology annotation, biological process: regulation of gene expression; rRNA processing; primary miRNA processing. The transcript has a single exon. The coding region runs from base 76 to 1302 and encodes 408 amino acids.